Magnolia sinica is the source of this 2069-nucleotide messenger RNA. RefSeq lists its product as uncharacterized. Gene Ontology annotation, molecular function: protein binding. The transcript has 10 exons. Bases 289 to 1578 code for a protein of 429 amino acids. The record is from RefSeq and is a predicted model, not a curated record. NCBI's taxonomy places the organism in Eukaryota, Viridiplantae, Streptophyta, Magnoliopsida, Magnoliales, Magnoliaceae.
UUCAGCCCAGGCCACCUACCCGAGCAGUUCGGAUCCCUUCACAGGCGUGCGAUGUUGCCACGUAUGAGGGGCGAGUAAGAGGGAAGUACACUCGCCCGAGUCCGCUUCAAGUGUUAUGUUCUCUUCGCUGCUGCCUCUUCAGAGCAUUUCAGCUGAGAAGAUCUCGUCUAGGGUUUCUCUUCUGCACACGAGUCGGUUGGAGUCGACUCAGUUUAGAGUUUUUGUUUUCUCUGUAACAUGACUCGGAUUGACUCGGCCCGAGUUUAGGGUUUUUUCCCUUUCAGUAACAUGACUUGGUUGGACUCGGCUCAGAUCUCUGCGGAGAAGAAGAAUGGCGAUCCAGCUUCCAUUUCCUCACUUCAGCUUUCCCACAGAGCUCUCUCCGAUGUUUCGUGCUUGAAAGAUUUCGCUAACUUGGAGAAACUCGAUAUCAGCUUUAACAAUCUCUCUACGCUCGAGGGAUUACGAUCAUGCAUCAAUUUAAAGUGGUUAUCUGUUGUACAAAACAAACUCCAAAGUCUAAGGGGCAUCGAAGAGCUUUCCAAGCUGACGGUAUUAAAUGCUGGCCGAAAUAAGCUUAGAUCAAUGGAUGAGGUCAUAUCUCUCAUAAGCUUGCGGGCGUUGAUUUUGAAUGAUAAUGAUAUUGCUUUCAUAUGUAACCUUGAUCGAUUGAAGCACUUGAACACUCUUGUUCUUUCUCGAAAUCCAAUUCAAGACAUCGGUGACUCUUUGGUGAAAAUGAAAUCGAUAACAAAACUUUCUCUCUCCAAUUGUCAACUUCAAGCCAUUGGUUCUUCCCUCACAAACUGUGUGGAUUUGAAGGAGGUCCGCCUUGCUCACAAUGAGAUCAUGACUCUUCCAACUGAGCUAGCUCACAAUGUCAAGAUCCAAAACUUGGACAUUGGAAACAACUUGAUACAAAAGUGGUCAGAUUUAAAGGUUCUUUCCUUUUUGCACAACCUGAAGAACUUGAAUUUACAAGGAAAUCCUAUUGCUGAAAAGGAGAAUUUGCCUACAAAGAUUGGAAAAGUGGUGCCGAAUUUGCAGAUAUUCAAUGGUAAGCCUACGGUAAGAGGCAGCAUGGAUGAGAAGAUCUCCAAGAAAGAAGUCUCAGCUGACAGCAAGGACGAUUAUUCUCACAAGAAUGCUGCUGAUCUUGAAGCAGUAAAGGAAGAAAAGAGAAGAAAGCCCAAAACCAGCAAAGGUUCCAAGAAAAACGCCUCCCUUCGGAGCAGCGAUGAUGAUGGUUCUCCACAUAAUGCAGCUGAACCCGAUAAGUUAAAGGUGGAAAAGGAUUCUAAGAGAAGGAAGCCCAAGAAAGUUGAAGAGAGCAAGCUUGAGGUAAUUGAUGAUGGGGAGACGCCUUUUAUGGAAAUCAUCUCUGGCAAUGUGAUGGGGAGCAGUGGGAAGAAGAGAGACCGUGAAGCUGUUCAGGAUAAAACAUCACUUACUGGGGUGGUUUCAGUCUAUUCUAAGAAGAAGAAUGCAGGCAUAGGGACGGGCCAUCCGGCACUUCAGUUCUUGGCGCUGACAUCGGAAGUGGGAAUGGGUGGGCCAUCAACAUGGGAUGAUGCUUAACAUCAAAAGCGAUCUAUGGCUUCUGUGCUUAAGGUACCAAAAGCCAAAAUCACUUCUCUUCCAUUCAUUUGGAUGGGUCUUCCAGGAUGAGCUGUUGGGGAUAUUAUGGCCCACUUGAGUGAUGUACAAUCAUGGAUAGAUGUGGCAUAAGUUCACCUGAGGUUUUGGAAUGGCUUGAUUUUUGGCAUCCCUUUAUACUGGUGGGGUGCACCUUAUCACUGGGUUGUGGCAUAUGAACAAUGCCGUGCACCCCAAAUUCCAUCUUGAAGUUUCUAUGAUGGCCAUCACCCUCCCCCGUGUCCUCUUAUUGGUCCCUUUGGUUUGUAGCCCACCUGAGUUACGGAGGAGGAUCGAGGCAUCUAAAGAAUGGUUUGGAUUCAACUCACACAUCAGAGUGGCCCCCAUGCAGCUUGAGCUUAUGGUAAUUACUAGUUCAAACAUAUGCGAACAUUCCUCUUCCAACAGUAUCAAAAUGUUUCUGGCUAGGCAUC